GCUGUGCUCCAUUGUGACAAAUAAAACGCGAUUCUUGGCGAGUCGAAACUGUUUGCUUUGUGGGUGCUGAGACCCACUUCCCUGGCCUUCCUGCCUGUCACCUCCAUCAUUGGAUCAGGUGCCUUCGGCGCCCAGAGCUCAUUUGACAUCGCCUCAAAAACCAAGACAAAUCGAAACGCGCACCAUGCCAGACAAUGUAACAGAGCAGAGCCUCAUACCUGAGGAGUCUAGCCCUGUUACCGAUGAAGCAACCAAAAAGAAGAAAAAAACAUUCUCUUUUUGGAAAUCUGAUCCCACAUCUGUGACAAGUGACGCAAAAGAUGCCAGGGAGGAGAGAGGCCUCCUGAAGGACGGAAGCCUACUUGGGACAGAAAGCAUGGAGGACAUUUCGGCUUUACCUGGAGCUGGGACCAUGGGCGAGAUGUCCUGCUUGUCAGACCAGCCACUCUCUGAAGAGCAUUUGGAGGCAUUUAAGGCUGCUUACAGGCAUGUGAAGAGAUCACUUCCAGAUGAGCAGUCACCUGUACAGACCAGCUCACAGCAGAACAACACAGCCUGGAGUGACGAUGAUGAUGAGGCUUUCCAUAAGUUUCUUUCAGUCGUCACGGAUAAGCAAAAAUUCAAACUGUGUCUGAAAGGUGACCCUGAGGCUGAGCCUUACAUACACUGUUUUAGAACCCUUAACAGUAUUCUGAAUGCAGAUAACAUUCCCAGUUUUGCACCUGGGGAGCACAUGAGGUUUCAUAAAAGAAAAUCUCUGAAUGGAGUGCCCAACGAGGAGAACCACAAUCACGUGAUCACCUAUUAUGCCAAAGGAGCCCACCUGGUGGGACUGCAUUCCAGACAGCUGCUGAAGUACAUCCUGCCUGAUUGCACUGACGAUACGAGGAGCCCUUAUUCCAAGCGACCUUCCCUGAAUCCUACCUACAGGCCGCACAACAAAUACAUGUCAUCACCAAAGAUUCAGCAUAUAAAAUCCUCUAAAAGCAAGAAGACUUUGGAGAUAGAGGAUCGCAUUAGACAGCUAACAAUCAAACGGGAAGGGAUGAAGACUAAUGAAAUGGUCACACCUGUGAAAGUUAAGGUCCAUCUGAAGGUGAAGAACAGAGAGGAGCUGACCUAUGAUGACAUUAACCAGAUUAGACGCAAGGCUAAGGCGGGAGUGGAUUCAUACCUGGGCAGCCUGACACUCUGCAAGAGGUGCGACACGUUGCAGUCGUGGGGCUCCCUGCAGAACUUCUAUCCCACCCUGUCCAACAGCGCCAACUUCCCCGAGACCUUCAGCACCUACAGCUGGAGCUGGAGCGGCCGGAGGAACAUGGUGGAGAUCUCCGAGCUGGUGGAGAUUGUGGAGGCGGCCGCGGCCCCGCCCACCUCUACCUCCUCUGUGCCGCGCAAAUGA
Messenger RNA from Sardina pilchardus (European sardine), 1402 nucleotides. Its product is annotated as EF-hand calcium-binding domain-containing protein 3-like. NCBI's taxonomy places the organism in Eukaryota, Metazoa, Chordata, Actinopteri, Clupeiformes, Clupeidae. Bases 185 to 1402 code for a protein of 405 amino acids. The record is from RefSeq and is a predicted model, not a curated record. The transcript is spliced from 10 exons.